Wyeomyia smithii (pitcher-plant mosquito) is the source of this 3644-nucleotide messenger RNA. It is a transcript of the gene Reck, whose product is annotated as reversion-inducing cysteine-rich protein with Kazal motifs. Gene Ontology annotation, biological process: extracellular matrix organization. The coding region runs from base 547 to 3540 and encodes 997 amino acids. NCBI's taxonomy places the organism in Eukaryota, Metazoa, Arthropoda, Insecta, Diptera, Culicidae. The record is from RefSeq and is a predicted model, not a curated record. Gene Ontology annotation, molecular function: metalloendopeptidase inhibitor activity; protein binding. The transcript is spliced from 7 exons. Gene Ontology annotation, cellular component: plasma membrane.
CAACUUUCUCAGUACUGCGUCAGUCGUGUUUGCGUUAGGACGUUCCCGAUCCCGGUUUCGAUCGUUUCGAUAUAGUGGGUUUCGUGCGGUGUACGCUUGGUAGCAUUUGAUGGUGUUUGGAGGAUCAGUUUAGUUCACGCUUCGAGAAGAGUGCUGCAUGUGAUUAGUGGUGUCCUACUCGUUAUGUUUUGGUGGUGACUCGCAUAGCAGAGCCGUUUUGGCCAACACUUGCGGUGUAUAUAAAAAGUGCUGAAACGCAGGCCGCCGUCGUUCCGCGCCACCCAAUUUGCGCGGAGGAGUCGCGUAAUGGGCGUUAACCAUGCGCACGGCGCCAAAAUGCCUAAUAAUGAACUUUAAUUGGACAGACUAUAAAGUAGUGUCACAAAGAGUUAAGUUUAACUUAUCGGUCAUACUGGACAAAGUAAGUGAGCGAGAGUUGAUGGAAAUUAAUGAAACAGAAUAAAGGCUGUAACUACCGCCGGACGUUGAUGAACAGUUUAUGCAUAUUUCCGUUGUCGUUUCAACAGCAGUGUCGUUAGUUAAUUCAUGCGUCUCAUUAAAAGCAUGCAACGCCGGCUUGUUUUGCUAGGCGGCUUAGUCGCGAUUUCUUUAUGCUGGAGUACGGGUUCUCUGGACACCGACGAUGAAUACAUGUCAACGCAGCCGCCUCCGCAUAGUAUUUCUGAUAUCUUCACAUGUUGCUCAGAUGUUUAUGGCUCUUGUAAAACAGCGUGCGAAAGCCUACCGCUAGUAAAACUAGCCGCGGACGGGGGUAGCAAAGAGUGGAAAAUGACCGAAAUUAGAUGCAGCUGUCAAUCUGCAGAGUCACUAUUUUGGGAUUGCUUAAACAGCACCCUGGCACAGGUACAACGCGGCCUCAGCUGGCCUGGUCGACUAUGUUGCCCCCUGGGAAUGACACCAAGAUGUCAGCAUGCGUGUGCAAUCGCAUCGAACCAGAACGAACUCCUCGCCGGAUGUCGCCAUAGCGACGAACAGACGAUGUUCAGCUGUAUUCAGCGACAGGAAGACGGUGACAAUUGCUGCGGCCAGGCUCGUACCUCGGAGUGUUUGAUAGCAUGCAAGGAUGUUUUCAGGAACCAAAAAACACCCACCAAGCAGCAAAGGCUGCUGGUGCAGAGCACCUGCAACAAUAACAACAGUAACAUCCUGCAGUGCAUCAAAUCGUACGUUGGAGUUACAGUGAAUUCUAACCUGAAACGAUAUCUCCCAUGUUGUGAUCAAUCGACGGACUACGGAUGCAAGAAAACAUGCAGGGAAACUCUGCUGAACGGUUCCAACACUGAGGAAGAAACCGUUGAUAUUCUGCAAAGUGCAGGUUGCGGAGUUCCGUUACCGCAUGAUCCACUGUGGAAAUGUUUCUUUUCACUCGAACAGCCCAAAUCGGUACCCGUGAACUCGGAGGAAAUCUCUCGCAUCAACCAAGUGGGAAUGGACUCGGCUAAGCUGCACUGUUGCUUGAAGGCUAACUCCUCUAGGUGUCGCAAGUUCUGCGUUGCCACUUAUUCCAACGAGUGGACAACUAACCUGGCGGAUUUCGAGCAUAGUUGCUUGAUGUCAGCAGAGGAACAUAGUUUAAAGCAGUGUGUAGAAGAAGUUGACGAACCAUGCGAGCUUGGUUGUGAUGGUCUGUCGUACUGUAAUAAUUUCAACAACCGACCGACGGAGUUGUUUCGAAGUUGUAGAGCUCAGUCGGACAGUGCAGCUCGCAACGAUGUGGAACAGUGGCGAGAACAGCUGUAUAUCAGCCUGCUGGGAGUGAAUUUACCGAUUCGUAACGUUAGUGAGUGUUCGGGUGAAAGCUGGAAAUCUAUUGCCUGUUCUCUGCAGGUGAAACCCUGUACGCGUAGUUACCAUACCAAUCGAAUCUGUAGGGAGGACUGUUACGAGGUGCUUGGAAGAUGUAUUGAUUGGAAUCGAAUAACGACGAAGCACUCGGUAGUUUCGUUGUGUCAAAUUUUCUCUCCGGAAGAUAGCAGUGAUCAUGAGUGUAUAGCUUUGAAGCACUACCAAGAACCCAGUGACGUUCCUCAGAGAAACACGGAUGUAGCGCUAGUGUCACCCUGUAAGGGGAACCCGUGUAAUUCUACCCAAGUGUGUGUUAUCAAAAGGGACGGAAGUUACGGUUAUGAAUGUGUGAACGGUUGCCCCAUGGGAGAAGCCUCAGGUUAUUUGGUACCGGAAGGAACUUUUGUUCGGAUUCCGGUUUCCGUUACCAUGAAUGGGUGCCUCAAAGUGUGCCGCUGUGGAGCAUCGGGAAGAAUUGAAAAAUGUCAACCUCUUCCCUGCAUUAGUUACGAUUCCUGUAGCUUAGCGGGAAAGCGUUUCCAACACCUGUCGUUUUUCUACGUGGAGUGCAACAUUUGCAGUUGUUUUGCGGGGGAAAUAACCUGUACUAAAAAGCAGUGUCGUGUACUGGGAGUGACAUUUAACCGAUCGUUUACCAGUUUACCGUGCAAUUGUCCACCGUAUUACGUUCCCGUGUGCGGUCGUAAUGGGAACACAUACCCUUCGGCGUGCAUUGCUAAGUGUUCCGGAAUACAGGAUGGCGACAUUACAUUUGGACCCUGUCGUGCGAGGGACCCCUGCGACGGAGUGAACUGUGGGCCACUGUCGGUGUGCAUACCGGACAGAAACGUUUGUUUGUCCAGUAUGCAUAGGCCCUGUCCGCAGCAUCGUUGUGUCAGUCUGGCCUCGACAAAUUGUUCUGUACUGACAUCGAUUCGCGACACCAAGCUGAAUUUCUAUCCAACGAUCUGCGAUCUCGCCAAGUCUGGAGGAGUGUUCGCCUAUCAGGAGAAGUACUUCAAAUUCUGCGAAACGUCUCACAAGUGGACACAGGUUUGUGGUGUUAAUGGAAUUACCUAUCGAAGUGAGUGUGAAGCGUGGAGCGACUUUUCGACUGUCGAUUAUAACGGACCCUGCCAGGAAGUUGGUGUAAUCGACUCCCAGCUGGAGGCAAAGUGUUCAUCGAUCAAGUGUCCCCGGCGGAAAUCGCUCGAGUGCAAUUUGGUGAUACCACCUGGUGCUUGUUGUCCCGUUUGUGGAGCUGCUGUAAGGAUAAUUUAUUCCAGGAAGCAGGUCGAUCGAGCAUUGUACGCGUUGAAGGGAAAGGAUACGGAAACCCUAACACUGAAGGGUAUGCUGCGAUCGCUCGAGCGAUUGCUGCAAACAGUGGAGUGUCGGCUAAGUGGCCAGUUAACGUUCGAGAAUGAUAUUUUUGUGAUUGUUGAAAACGUCAGCUACCGUCCAAAUGAGUUACAGGAGGAAAUUUGUAUCCGUGAAGCUGAGAGGCUGGUUACGUUGAUUCGUACCCAAAGCCACCGGAUCUCCACCGAGCUGAAUUUAAGUGCACUCACUGUUGCCACCCUUGUUCGGUUGAAUAGUGAUAGUGGAACAAGUAGAAUUAGUUUAUAUCCCAAAUCUAGUAUGGCUCUUGUGCUAAUAGUUUUGUUUGUUUGUUCAUUUCAAAAGCUAACAGCAAUGUUAGAACAUCAAAUGACAAUACCAAACAUCUGUUGAAGAGAAGUCUGUGAUAUUUGUGAAAUAGUUUUAACAACCAAAGCGUACAGUAGAUAGGUGAUAAAAGAUGCAAUAAAUUUCUAGUCCAGGAUUUUGUUACGAAA